This is a messenger RNA of Ipomoea triloba (trilobed morning glory), 1785 nucleotides long. RefSeq lists its product as uncharacterized. NCBI's taxonomy places the organism in Eukaryota, Viridiplantae, Streptophyta, Magnoliopsida, Solanales, Convolvulaceae. The coding region runs from base 1 to 1785 and encodes 594 amino acids. Gene Ontology annotation, molecular function: protein binding. The transcript has 6 exons. The record is from RefSeq and is a predicted model, not a curated record.
AUGGCUGAGAAUCAGAGGGAUAUUGAGAAUCCAGGCGAUGAUGGUGGCAAUGAAGCCCAAGGCCCAUAUCACCAAAUCAUAUGUAAAGCUGCGAAACGUGGGGACUGGGAAUCUGCUAAACAAAUUCUAGAUAUCAAUGUGAAGUAUGCUUGUGACAGGAUUACAAAAGGAGGAGAUAGGGCUCUCCAUAUUGCCGCCGCCGGGAAACACUCAGAAUUUGUGAAACAACUAGUGAUGAGGCUAAAUCCAGAGGACAUGGAGCUCAAAAACGACAGAGGAUGUACCGCUUUCUGUUACGCGGUCGUGUCCGGGGUCGUGGCCAACGCUAAGGUUAUGAUUAUCAAGAAUCGCAACCUUUCGACCAUCCGGGCAUAUGAUGAUAUGAUCCCUAUCCAUCAGGCCGCAUUGUUAGGCCACAAGGAAAUGGUUUCUUUCCUCUGCACUGUCACGCCUUUUCAGGAGUUGAUUUACCAGGAACGCAUUGAGCUUUUGGAAGCCACUAUUCGGAAUGAUAUGUAUGAUGAAGCAUUAAACUUCUUUCACAAGGAUAGACGUUUGGCCAGUGCUAGGUUGAAAGGGAAUCGAUCGAUGUUGAAUUUGUUAGCUCGAAAGCUUCAAGCGCUUACUACUGAAAAACAAGAAGGGGUUUGGCGAAAGUUUGUUGGCUCAACUUCUGCAUUAUUCUCUACACCUUUGCAGAAUAGUACUCAAGAACAAUCUUCUCCAACAAGUUGUAAAGCCCGUAAGUUACUUGAAGAGAUGUGGGAAGAGUAUAGCAAUUUAACCGAAAAGUUUGCACAUCUAAUCAGGCCACAACAGAUACUUCACUGCGCUGCAAAAGAGGGCAAUGAUCAGUUUUUAGACAUGAUUCUUCACACUAAUCCUGAUCUCUUGUGGGAACUCAACGAAAAAAGACAAAGCAUUCUCCACGUCGCUGUAUUGCAUCGACAAGAGAAAGUCGUCCGUCUUAUAUGUAACAUACAUGGCUAUAAAGAUUUCAUCACUCUCCUCGAAGACAAAGACCGCAACAAUGUUUUACAUUUAGCGGCAAUGACUCAAACCACAUUUUGCAGAGAUAAUAACGAAAACCCAUUACCUGAUGAGCAACUUACACAGAGGGCAAAAGAGCAAGAGAAGAUUAUGCCACAAUCACUUCUCCGGUUAUCCACCGCAGCCCUUCAAUUUGACAGAGAGAUUUCAUGGUUUAAGGAUAUGGAGAAUAUGAUGCCACCAUCAUUAUGCGACAUGCUAAACGACGACGACAGAACACCAAAGCAAUUAUUCUCAAAAGAGCACAUGUCGCUGAAGAUAGAGGGCGAAAAAUCCAUUAGAGACACAGCAAAGUCAUGCAUGCUUGUGGCAACGUUAAUCGCCACGGUGACGUUUUCCGCCAUCUUCACCGUGCCAGGUGGCAAUCAUCACGAGGGCGCGGGAGCUAAGAAGAAAACCGUUUUCACAGUAUCAGAUGCCGUGGCAAUGAUCUACUCAAUGGUGUCAAUUGUCAAUUUUUUAUCCAUCCUCAUUUUGCGUUACACGGAAGAUAAUUUUCACGUGGCAUUGAAAAGAUUGUUCAUGGGACUGGCGGCGCUGGGCGUGUCGAUUGCUGGGAUGCUCGUGGCUUUUACGGCUGCGUUCUUUUUGGUGUAUAAUAAGGCAUUGGUGCCAAUUCUGAUCGCUGUGUUUUCGGGUGUGCCAGUUGCUUUGUUUUGGUUCCUAAAUACGAAGCUCUGGUUUGAGUCCACUGCUUCAAUGUUCCGUAACUUGUAUCGCUUCAUCCAACAAUGA